CUUUCGGCCCCGGGAGUCCUCCCUUAACAAGAUCUGUCCCAGCUCGCCGGUCCGCCACCAGAUGCGGAGAGAGACGCCCGGCGCACCAGGAGGGACGUCACACUCACUGCCCCGCCCUCACGUCACUUCCGGGACGCUUCUUUCGUGGAGGCUUGUGGGUAGCUGGCCGGGGUCUCCUGGCGACGACGAUGGCGGGGGAUGUGGGCGGUCGCAGCUGCACGGAUUCGGAGCUGCUGCUGCACCCGGAGCUGCUGUCCCAGGAGUUCCUUCUCCUCACCCUGGAGCAGAAGAACAUAGCUGUUGAAGACAUAAGAAUAAACAAAGAUCUCACUGAUCUUUAUGUUCAGCACGCUAUUUCCUUGCCUCAAAGAGAUUUGCCAAAGAAUAGGUGGGGGAAAAUGAGAAAGAAAAGAGAGCAACAUGAGACGAAAAAUGAGACUAAAAGGACUAGCACUGUAGAUGGGUUAAGGAAAAGACCCCUCAUCGUGUUUGAUGGAAGUUCAACAAGUACAAGCAUCAAAGUGAGAAAGACAGAGAAUGGCGAUAAUGACCGGCUCAGGCCUCCCCCUCAGGCAAGCUUUACCAGUAAUGCCUUUCGAAAAAUUGUCAAAUUCCUCUUCAAGUGUUUCACCCUAAUUCUGUCUUCCAAUUUGCCUAUGAACAAUAAAAUGGAACACAAUAAUAAUGACACUAAACAGAACCAUGACUUAACGCAUAGGAAAAGUCCUUUGGGUCCUGUGAAGUCCCCACCUUUGUCCCCUGUUGGAGCUACUCCUGUGAAGUUAAAGCGAGCGGCCCCUAAAGAAGAAGCUGAGGCUGUGAAUAACCUGAAGCCCCCAGAAACAAAGAGGAAGAUACAGCAUGUUACAUGGCCUGAAGGAAAGUUUCCAAAAUUGGGAUGGAAAUCAGUGGUGCGUACAUGAACCUGGAGUCUCAAGCCGGAGCCUGCAAGGAGCCUCCAUGGCACUCGCUUCAUGUGACCUGCCGUGGAAACCAAGCUGUGAUAUGUCGUAGCUCUAUCAUUAAAAGUGAUGACUGAGUGCUAUCAUUAAAAGCCACAUGUGGGGCACCUGGGGGAGCUCAGUCUGUUAAGCGUCUGCCUUCAUCUCCGGUCCUGAUCCCAGUCUCCUGGGAUUGAUCCCCCGUGUUGGGCUCCCUGCUCAGCAGAGAGUCUGCUUCUCCCUCUCCCUCUGCCCCUCCCCUUGCUUGCGUGCACUCUCUCUCUCUCUCUCAAAUAAAUACAUUCUUAAAAAAAAUAAAUAAAAUCCACAUGUGAUACUCAGACAUCCCAUUUAGCAAUUUAGCAAUUUUCUGAUCUGAUCUCGCAUUUCCUUUCGAGUAACUUAUCAUUUGAUAUGUUUACGUGAUUUCUUCAAGGAGCUCAGGAAGUCCUAGAGAACCAGAAACACUGUUUGGCUCAUCCCAUCCCCCACCACCAAGCCGGAGUCACAGUAUUCAGUAUUUGUUAAUG
Messenger RNA from Lutra lutra (Eurasian river otter), 1471 nucleotides. It is a transcript of the gene TSLIG2, whose product is annotated as chromosome 9 C2orf49 homolog. Gene Ontology annotation, cellular component: tRNA-splicing ligase complex. Lineage: Eukaryota; Metazoa; Chordata; Mammalia; Carnivora; Mustelidae. The record is from RefSeq and is a predicted model, not a curated record. Gene Ontology annotation, biological process: embryonic morphogenesis.